Molecule: messenger RNA, 329 nt
Organism: Perca fluviatilis (European perch)
Lineage: Eukaryota; Metazoa; Chordata; Actinopteri; Perciformes; Percidae
Gene: pet117
Product: protein PET117 homolog, mitochondrial
Exons: 2
Coding region: 100-327 (75 amino acids)
Biological process (GO): mitochondrial respiratory chain complex IV assembly
Cellular component (GO): mitochondrion
Source: RefSeq, a predicted model, not a curated record
AACUACACCAGCAAUAGAAGAAGACGAAGAAGAAGAGUCGCUAACAACAGCAUCAGAGCCAGUUAGCAGCUGGCUAACGUGAAGCUAAAGGCUAACGGCAUGUCUACAACCUCUAAAGUGGUUCUGGGAGUUUCUGUGGUUCUGACUCUGAGCACCGUGGCUGGUGUUCACCUCAACCAGUCCUGGGACAGACAGCGUCUGCACGAGGGUGUAGUCCGAGAUCUGGAGCGCCUGGAGAGGAAGAAGGAGAACCUGAGGCUGCUGGAGGAGCAGAGGACACUGACCACACAGCUGGAGGCAGAGAGACAGCGCAGACAGACAGGCUGAGA